Morchella importuna is the source of this 273-nucleotide messenger RNA. RefSeq lists its product as uncharacterized. The transcript has a single exon. The coding region runs from base 1 to 273 and encodes 90 amino acids. The record is from RefSeq and is a predicted model, not a curated record. Lineage: Eukaryota; Fungi; Ascomycota; Pezizomycetes; Pezizales; Morchellaceae.
AUGCAAACGUUUUACGCCACUCUUGUCAUUGGUAGUAGCAGGAGUGGUUGUACCGCUACGGUUGGUAAUAUUGGUGGUAUUGGUAAGUUUAAGACCUUCGGCGGCAGCGGGACGAAGACGGUUCGGCCUAAUCUUCUUGUCGAUGUUCUUGGCACCCGCACCUUCAAUUUCCGACAAGCAGCGUUUCAAGGGUGCACCAGCACCAGCGGGACGGGUGCUACUAGUGUGAAGUGGUACUGGCUGUGCUACCGGGUUGUUCAAGAAAUCCGAUAG